Messenger RNA from Microthlaspi erraticum, 2451 nucleotides. NCBI's taxonomy places the organism in Eukaryota, Viridiplantae, Streptophyta, Magnoliopsida, Brassicales, Brassicaceae. The record is from the annotation of a GenBank genome assembly.
AUGGUCGGAGAGUCUGUUGAGCGCAUCGUCUUGGAUUUUUUUGAAACAGGACAACUACCAGAGGGGAUGAAUGAUGCUUUGGUUGUUUUGAUUCCAAAGGUGGAGAAGCCGGAACAGGUGACACAGUUCCGACCCAUUAGCUUGUGUAAUGUCCUGUUUAAGACUAUCACGAAGGCUAUGGUUACAAGAUUAAAGAGUAUAAUGCCAAAGCUGAUAGGCCUUGCGCAGUCAAGCUUCAUUCCGGGGAGAUUAAGCGUUGAUAAUAUUGUGGUGGUGCAGGAAGCGGUACACUCUAUGAGGCGUAAGAAGGGGAAGAAAGGUUGGAUGCUACUAAAGUUGGACUUGGAGAAAGCCUAUGACAGGAUCAGAUGGGACUUCUUGGAAGAUACGUUGAGAGUGGCGAGAUUCCCAGACAAGUGGGUGAACUGGAUAAUGCGGUGUGUUGUUGGACCGUCGAUGCAUGUGCUUUGGAAUGGGAGAUGGAAGCCUAUCAGACUAUCUCGGGGCGGGCCUCAACUUUCCCACAUAUGCUUUGCGGAUUACCUCAUCCUAUUUGCUGAAGCCUCGGUGGGUCAGAUUCGUGUGAUAAGACGUGUGUUGGAAACCUUCUGCAUCGCCUCGGGUCAGAAGGUUAGUCUUGACAAAUCUAAGAUCUUUUUCUCGGAGAACGUGAGUCGGAAUAUGGAGAGAUUGAUUACGGAUGAGAGUGGGAUCAAGGCAACGAGAGAGGUGGGGAAGUAUCUUGGGAUGUCCAUCCUACAGAAGAGGAUCAAUAAGGAUACAUUUGGGGAAACGUUGGGGCGAGUCUUAUCUCGCUUGGCAGGGUGGAAGGGAUGUUGCCUGAGUUUCGCGGGACAGCUCACGUUAAUAAGGUCAGUACUCUCCUCAGUACCAGUUCACACGAUGAGUACAAUAUCACUGCCGAAAUCUACGCUGAAUAGCUUGGACAAGGCAUCAAGAUCCUUCCUCUGGGGAAGUACCACAGAACAGAGGAAGCUGCACUUGCUGAGUUGGAGGAAAGUAUGCCAACCGAAGCGAGCUGGAGGUCUCGGGAUACGCUUGUCAUCUGAUAUGAAUAAAGCGCUAUUGGCCAAAAUAGGGUGGAGGCUUCUCCAUAAUGUUGAUAGUUUAUGGGCACGAGUGCUAAGAAGUAAGUAUAAAGUGAAAGAGCCUCAUGAUCAGAGCUGGCUGGUGACUAAAGGUACAUGGUCCUCAACAUGGCGAAGUGUUGCUUUGGGCUUGCGAGAGAUAGUCAUGCCCGGUUUAAGUUGGAUCGUCGGCGAUGGAAAACACGUGAAGUUUUGGAUGAACAGAUGGUUAGUGGAGAAGCCGCUUAGAGAAGUAGCUUUAUUGCCACUUGCAAAUGAAACUGAGGAGGUUCGGGUUUGUGAUCUAUGGCGAAAUGGGACUGGUUGGUUGGUGGAACAGUUGGAAUCGCUGCUCACAUCUAGCGUGAUACUACAACUACAAUCGGUGGUCAUUGAUAAUGUCACCGGAGCAAAGGAUAGAAUAUCAUGGGGAGAGAGGCCUGAUGGAAGAUUCACAGUAGGCUCGGCUCAUGCUUUCUUUACGAGGGACAAUACACCUCGGCAAGACCUGGGUGCUGUAUUCACGCGGGUUUGGCGAGUAGUCGUACCGGAAAGAGUCCGGACCUUCAUCUGGCUGGGGGUACAUCAGGUGCUUAUGACAAACUCAGAGAGGCAGCGGAGACACUUGUCGACGUCGGGAGUGUGUCAGGUGUGCAGAGGAGGAGAUGAAACUAUCCUACACGUGCUCCGAGACUGUCCAGCGAUGGAGGGCAUUUGGCGUCGUAUUGUACCGGUGCGCAAAAGAGACAGAGUACAGUUUGUGAAGGAUCAAACGCGGGAAGCGACAGCUGCACAUCAAAGUGUUAACAUAAAUAGCAGGACCAGAGCCACAUGGAUAGAGAGACUGGUCCAUUGGGUGCGACCAAGUGCAGGCUGGGUGAAGGUAAACACAGACGGAGCGUCUAGAGGUAACUCGGGUCUAGCGUCUGCAGGAGGAGUGUUACGAGACGAGCUUGGGUGCUGGUGCCGUGGCUUUGCUCUCAACAUAGGCAUUUGUACAGCACCUCUAGCUGAAUUAUGGGGUGUGUACUAUGGACUGUGUAUUGCUUGGGACAGCAAGGCCCAGAGAGUAGAGUUGGAGGUCGAUUCGGAGAUGGUUGUUGGUUUUCUCAGGACAGGGAUUGAGGAGGUACAUUCGCUGUCAUUUCUGGUACGCCUGUGCCAUGGCUUUCUAUCAAGGGACUGGAUAGUCCGGGUUUCUCACGUGUAUAGGGAAGCUAACCGCCUUGCGGAUGGGUUAGCUAACUAUGCGUUUUCGUUGCCUUCGGGUUUUCACUCUUUUACUUCUGUACCGGAUGAUGUUCAUCCACUUUUCUUAGAGGACUCUGUUGGGACUGGUAUUUCACGCCAAGUCCAUUUGUAA